AGUGAGGACUGAGGAGUCCGUAACAUUUCUCUUCCGAUUGCCAUCACUUAGCCCAGUGACUGACUCAGUGCUAAUUCGUUUGGUACUUUCUACUGUUGUUCACAAAGGGAAAAAUCUUUUCGCAGAUUCCAGAAAGAUUCCAUGGCCAAUUCGAUGCUCAUUGCUGCUGAGAGUCUCUGUAUUCUCCCAAAAAUUAGCCAAAACCCAAAGGGGCUAUCUUUUAUUGGCUCAAAUGUGAGAGGAACCCAACUUCCCAAUCUGAGUCUGUUUUCUCAACCCAGAAGAAAGAAUCAAACCCUAGCUCCAAAAUGCAGCAUUUCUGCAUCCAGGCCAGUCUCAAUGCCAAGAUUCAUUCAGCACAAGCAGGAGGCAUUUUGGUUCUACAGGUUCCUCUCUAUUGUGUAUGACCAUGUGAUAAACCCAGGGCACUGGACAGAAGACAUGAGAGAUGAUGCCCUUGAACCAGCUGAGCUGAAUGACAGGAAUUUGACUGUGGUGGAUGUUGGGGGUGGCACAGGGUUCACCACUCUGGGGAUAGUGAAGCAUGUGGAUGCCAAGAAUGUUACCAUUCUUGAUCAGUCCCCUCACCAGCUUGCUAAGGCUAAGGAGAAGGAGCCCUUGAAGGAUUGCAAAAUCAUUGAGGGUGAUGCUGAGGAUCUUCCCUUCACCACUGAUUAUGCUGAUAGAUAUGUUUCUGCUGGGAGUAUUGAGUACUGGCCAGACCCACAGCGUGGAAUCAGGGAAGCAUACAGAGUUUUAAAACCUGGAGGAAAGGCUUGCCUAAUUGGUCCUGUUCACCCGACGUUUUGGCUGUCGCGAUUCUUUGCUGAUGUCUGGAUGCUCUUUCCAAAGGAGUCGGAGUAUCUUGAGUGGUUUGAAAAGGCUGGAUUUAAGGAUGUUCAACUCAAGAGGAUUGGCCCAAAAUGGUACCGUGGGGUUCGUAGACAUGGUCUGAUCAUGGGCUGCUCCGUAACUGGUGUAAAAACCGACUCUGGAGACUCACCGCUACAGCUUGGUCCAAAGGCUGAGGAUGUCUCAAAGCCCGUGAAUCCGCUUGUGUUUCUUCUGCGCUUCAUGUUGGGGGCCAUGGCAGGAGCAUAUUAUGUUUUGGUUCCCAUAUAUAUGUGGCUCAAGGAUCAGAUCGUUCCGAAAGACCAACCAAUAUGAGAAAUAGCAGAGAAGAUCUCGUAGUUUCCUGGUUUUAUAGAUUAUUAGGUGAGCUACUGUCGUAAUAAUAAAUGUAUUAUUAUAUGAAUGUAGUGUGGUGCUUGUUGCUACUGUCAGUAAUAUGCUCAUGUGUGUCAUUGAUGUAUGUCUCCCCGUAUUGAGCUCCA
Messenger RNA from Ipomoea nil (Japanese morning glory), 1334 nucleotides. RefSeq names its product 2-methyl-6-phytyl-1,4-hydroquinone methyltransferase, chloroplastic-like. Gene Ontology annotation, biological process: methylation. Gene Ontology annotation, molecular function: 2-methyl-6-phytyl-1,4-benzoquinone methyltransferase activity. The record is from RefSeq and is a predicted model, not a curated record. The coding region runs from base 142 to 1167 and encodes 341 amino acids. The transcript is spliced from 4 exons. NCBI's taxonomy places the organism in Eukaryota, Viridiplantae, Streptophyta, Magnoliopsida, Solanales, Convolvulaceae.